Molecule: messenger RNA, 2387 nt
Organism: Chironomus riparius
Lineage: Eukaryota; Metazoa; Arthropoda; Insecta; Diptera; Chironomidae
Source: the annotation of a GenBank genome assembly
UCGAGGUGUUAUGAAGGGAGUACGGCUGCAUAGUGCUAGAAAUCGUUUGAACACAAUUAAUUACACAAAAUUUUCGCCACCAGAUUUCAGUGUGUGGUUGAAAACAAUUGUAAUUUAAUUGUGCACACUUAAUUGACGUGUUGUGCCUAUUAAUACAAUCACUUUGGGGUAGGAACCAACGGAAGCGGACACAAAAAUGAAAAUUUUUAAAAGAAUUUUUUUCCUACUUUCGUCUUCAUUUUGUGUAUAAUUUUUUUUUUUUGUUAAUUCGUUGCUGUAUAUGCUGAGUGUGUGUGCUUAAUUCUCAAUCAUUCGUACGAAAUGUGUACUAAAUAUUAAUUUUAAAUAAGGAAGAAGAAGAAGAAGCUUCUCCUGUAAUACGUUUUUUAUAUGACAUCAACAACUGAUGUUGAGGCUUUUGCCUUUAAGUACUCAUUUUGGACUUUAUGAGGAAGUGAUGGAAUUUAAGAGUGUUGACUUGACUGUGUAUAUAUAAUUAAGCAUUGAAAAGUAAAUAAAUAAACAGAAGGAGAAACUGAGAAAUUGAAAAAACCAGUUUGCAUUACAAUUUUUUUGCGUAUAUAUAUGCUGAAGAAAAAUCAUAACAAGCACACAAAUUAGCAAGAUAUUAUAAAGUAUUAGACCAUACAGCUUGCUUGAGGAUUGAGAAAUGAUGUUGCGACAAUUUAUAAGUUAUGUUAAAAAUUGCAGUCGAAAGAGAAAAUGCGAUGAAGAUGACGAUGCAAAAGAAGAUUUAUCAAAUGGAAAUGUUGUAAACGGAACAACAAGCAACAGCAUCAAUAUGUCCGCGGCUACAAAUUUCACAAUUACACCAUGUCAAAUAAAGGCACCGUUAGUUGUCAUCAUUGUUGGACUUCCAUUUCGUGGCAAAUCAUUUGCAGCUCACAAAAUAUCCAGAAAUUUGUUUUGGAAGGGAGAGGACGUGAAAGUAUUUGAAGUUGAGGAGAAGACGAGUGAGGAGACCCUAAAAUAUAUCACAGAGUGGUUCGAGACAGGCCAUAAUGUUGCCAUCAUCGAUGGAAUGCAUUUAACGAAGCAGGACAGAAGUAUCGUGGGAAAGUAUUGUCGCGAGAAUGUCUACCAUCAUCUCAUCAUCGAGUUUGAGUGUGAGGAGAGAUGCGUUGAAGAGAAUAUUAAGGACACAGCACAGUUUUAUCAGAAAGUCGAUAAUAAUCAGGACUGGUUGCAGACCUUCCGUGAGAAAAAUGCCAAAUACAAGAAUCAAUUCGAAAGAUGUUCACCACACGAGGGACCACUUAUCAAUGUCACCAACUCCGAGAAUGUAUUGAUUCAUUCCGUUAAGGCCCGUGGUGUUCAAGGAUUAUUGCAGACAAUCAUAUUGGGUGUUUUGUCAGCACCAGUUAUCAAAAAUCGUACAUUCUUCUUCAGUAGACACGGAGAAUCAGAAUUCAAUGUUUUGGGACGUAUCGGAGGUAAUGCUGAUUUAUCAUCAAGAGGAAGAAAAUAUUCAGAGAAUUUAGCAAAGCAGUUGGGCGGUCCAGGAAGCAAUCCAAAUGGACCAAAACCCAGAUUAAUCUGGACAUCAGAAUUGCAACGCACUAUUCACACAGUUCAAAAUAUUCCUGGUCCACGUACAACUUUGAAAGAUCUCAAUGAGAUCAAUGCAGGAAUAUGUGAAGGACUCACAUAUGAAGAAAUUCAGGAAAGAUUUCCACAAGAAUUUGCCUGGCGUGACCAGGAUAAAUUAAAAUAUAGAUAUCCACUUGGCGAGUCAUAUUUGGACUUGUUGCAAAGAGUAGACGGCGUCGUUCAGGCACUUUUAUUAAACACAGAUGUCUUGGUUGUUUCACAUCAAGCUGUCUUGAGAUGCAUUUUGGCAUACUUCAAAGGCAGCAGUCCAGAGGAAAUUCCAUACGUCAAUGUCCCACUUCACACUUUAUUGAUUGUCAAAUCGUAUGGAUAUGACUUUAAAAUCGAGACAGUCCCGUUGAAAGUUGAAUGCGUUGAUACAUACCGCAUACAGCCAGCCAAUUGCUCUAUUGAGAGAACCGCAGCUGACGCUUUGAAGACCGUUCCAGCGCAUUUUGAUGCACCUAUAAUUAAUUAACAUAAGGAUGACGCCGAAUCUGCACCAGCUAAGCAAAUUAAAUUAAGCAAUGAUUAAUUUCGUUUCCUUAUUGGUGAAUCCUACAUAUAUAUUUUUGUUUAAAACUAUCGCUUUAUUGCAAAUAUGGUUUUUCUUUUUGGAUAUAGUUUAAUUAAUCAUUUUGGGACGAUUUAUCUCAAAUUCCAAAAUUAUUCUAAAGCAAAUUAGGAUUCUAGGAGGCACCUAUAAGUAAAAAAAAAAUAUUAUGAUAAAAAGUCUCAAGUAUUUUUUCUUCUCUUUUUUUCUAUUUUAAUUAAUU